Endocarpon pusillum Z07020 is the source of this 3465-nucleotide messenger RNA. RefSeq lists its product as uncharacterized. The record is from RefSeq and is a predicted model, not a curated record. Gene Ontology annotation, biological process: Golgi to plasma membrane transport; exocytosis. NCBI's taxonomy places the organism in Eukaryota, Fungi, Ascomycota, Eurotiomycetes, Verrucariales, Verrucariaceae. The coding region runs from base 1 to 3465 and encodes 1154 amino acids. Gene Ontology annotation, cellular component: exocyst. The transcript is spliced from 4 exons.
AUGAGCGGCAGGAAUCCGUACGCAACGAAUAAUGGCUACUCUAACUCAAAUGCGCCUGGGCGCUAUGGCAACCUCUAUGCACAAGACAACAAUUCCUCAACCAGCUCUGUGAAUGGCUACAGUACCCGUGAGCGAAGACCUGGAGGCUAUGGGGGAUUAGGACUCGAAGCGAACGAAGAGAGCCCUCAACCACCCGUAAGCCGCACGAGAUAUGGAUUCGAACAGGGUGCUGGAUACAGAAGAAGACCUGCGCAGGAUAGCAGAGAUCGGGACUAUAGUGACUCGAGUAGGAGCAGAGACAGAGCAGCACCGAGCACAAACGGAGUUCCAGCAGCAACCGCAUAUUCCAGCAGAAGGGGUCAAGGGAGCAUGGAAGAUGUGUUAAAGUACAUUCAGUCAGAAUGGCCAUUCAUGGGUGGAGAAGAAUGCAUCCCUGUACAAGUCGCUCUACAACUCUCCGAUCCGAGCACCCUUGGCCUUGCAACGCGUGAGCCAGAGUUCCAACGGGCACAUUUCGAUCUACAGAAAGCACUCAAGUCCAUUGUCAAUGAACACCACCAAGAUUUCAACAGCUCCAUUGGGACGUAUCAUAAGAUUCAAGCAAGUAUCCAGAAUUCUCAGUCCCGAGUUCGAUACCUGAAAACUGCUCUUGGGGAGGCAAAGGGAGGCUUGCUCACCACCAAACCAGAGCUCAAAGGCCUUGCCACGUCCUCACAAGCUUUCGAUGAUUCCUUGCAGUUGUUCACCCAGAUCGAGAGCAUUCAAGCCGUACCAGAACAACUCGAAGGCCGAAUUACCGAAAAGCGCUUUCUUACCGCCGUAGAUGUAUUGCAAGAGGCACUCCGCCUUGUCCGGAAGUCAGAAUUUGACGGCAUUGGAGCGAUGACAGACCUGCGGACAUAUUUCACCAAUCAAGAGCAGUCUCUAACGGACAUCCUGAUCGAAGAGCUCCAUGAUCAUUUGUAUCUGAAAUCACCCUACUGCCAUGAUCGCUGGAAAAGCAGAACGAUAGAGGGCGAGGAGAAAGACUCGCUAUCUACGCUGCCCACAAGCGCGGUAAAUCCUUGGGAUAAACCAGUUUAUCAAUUUCUUGCAUCACUCAACACUUCUACACCAAUGAUCGAGGAUGCAUCAAGGAAUCCAGAAGCUGACACCUUCUAUUACAUUCACAUGAUCAUUGAGACACUAAACAAAUUAGGCCACCUUGAUACGGCCGUCAACCGUAUUGAGCAGAGACUUCCAGUAGAGCUAUUCAAGGUAGUUGAGAAGACCAACAAUGAGAUUGACGCCCGAUAUCCGGGGGAAGCUCGAGGCCUAGCAGACAGGGAGAAGAAGCGAAUAGCUACCCCGACGGAUACACACUAUGGUCGUGGUGCUGUGCUCUCCGAUUUCCUUUGGACAGUGUUUGCCAAAUUCGAGGCCAUCGCUGAGGGUCAUCGGGUGGUACAUGAUGUUGUUUGGGGCAUCGUGGGACGCGAGAAAUUGCCCAAAGCCGCCAGAUACACGGGAGGCUUCAAGGAGCUGUGGAAGCUUUACCAAAGCGAGAUACGAUCUUUGCUACAUGAUUAUCUGGCGACUGAUGGUGACACUACCCUUCACUCUGGGUUUUCAACCACCGAUAGCGUGGAUGUCUUCGGUCGGAAGAGGGACAAGAACAAACGGAUGUUCAGGCUUGCCGAGAUGGAUCCAAUGUCGCCAGAUAUACAGGGCGAACAGGAAGAUCUGGAUGAAAUUUUGAAAUCCUCUGUACCUGGUCUGAUAUCCAAGACUCGAGCCAAAGCUGGUAUGACCAGCGAUGCUCCCAGAACCGUGCAAGAAAGUACUGCCGCCGGGCACAAGCUGCUCAUCGAACCCAGCGCCUUCAACGUCACACUAAUGCUCCCACCUUCUCUGUCGUUCUUGCAAAGGCUAAAGGAGAUAGUACCUUCGAAUGCGGAUAUCCCCAUAAGCACCCUAACCUCUUUCCUCGACGACUUCCUGGUCAAUGUGUUUCAUCCGCAAUUGGAGGAGACCGUUUCUGAGCUUUGUACCAAGUGCAUCAUAGACCUUGAAGCUUUCACCGAGGAUCCGCAGUGGUCGAAGCAUUCCCCGCGACCAAUCUUCAAGGGAACUGUCGCGUUCAUGUCUUUGAUACGAUCCUUUUCGUCCAUGCUUGAUUCUAUCCCACAAGACCAAAUUUUUACUCAGUUAAUCAUCACGCAGCUCGUGAUGUACUUUGACAAGUGCUUUGGCUGGUACAAAGUACUAACGUCACGGUUGUCCGGGCCAGGACAAAAUACUCCUUCGACGAAAGCUGCAGCCGCAUUUGCGCGAGAAGGUGAAGUGCAUGAAAUCACCACGAAACUACUGGACGACAGCGGCGACUCGACAGCACGGUCUUCACUGGUUGACCACGAAAUCCAAGCUCUACUUUCUGCAACAAGGGCCAACCCUCUUUCGGCUUAUGAUAUCAUCUCCGAUCCCAAAUCAGUUGCUUCGCUCUCCUUGCUGUACAACAGCAUGCAGUGGCUUUCUGCAUCUCUCGCUCGCCUUCGUCAUGUCGAGGCUGCCUCAAGCAUGCAUCCGUCCUCAUCAUCCAAAGUCCGUCGCUGGACUCUUGUAGCUUCUUUGAGGCCAACCCACGGUCGUUCGAAAUCGAAUGGAGGGAACAGCACUCCUGCAUAUCUGCCCAUGACGACAGAAAGUGUGAUACCGUUUGAUAAGACACUGCAAGAGUUUCGUGAGCUGGCAAAAGUUGCUUUACUAACCCUCCACAUCGAUGUUCGCUGCGGCGUGAUUCACCAAAUGACACGAUCCCUUCGAGGCCCCAAUGCCCCACCUAUCGAUCAAGCUCCAGAACCUCCCCCGCGCGACUCUGCAGCUCUAGCGAAAACCGACUCUGGAUUAUAUCAUUGGAUCUUGCAACAGCCGCCAUCGGCUGCUAGUGCCUUGAUCCUCGAGCUCAACAAUCAUCUCAUUUCCUUCGACACGAAUGCCAGCGCGUAUCUGGGGUCCAAGGAGCGCAAAUUCAUCACACGAGGACUGGGGAGACUGAUCGAUCGUAUACUCGUCGCCGACGCUGACCGAAUCGAAGUCAUGAACGCGUACGGUGCGCAGCGAAUGGGCUUGGAUAUACUGGUCCUUCAGCAGAAUUUACGCAACAUUGCCAUCACGGCGUCAUCUACACCGGGGUCCGACAUCAUCUCCGUCGACCGAGAUGCAGGAGAGGAUGCGGAUGUGCUUUUGCAGAAAUCAGCACAAUUCUACGAUCUGUUCUUGCAAGGUGCUGCGAAGGUAGUUGAUUAUGCCAGGGCUGCUAAGAGCAGAGGUGAUCCUGUCGGCUACUCAUAUGAUGAGCUGAAGGUUCUGGUUGAGCUUUGCUACUCGGAGGGAUUGAGAUCAGCAGAGAGAGAGGAGAACUUGAAGGCGAAGAAGGGCUUGCAGGAUAGUCUGCUGGGGUUGGGAGAGGUCAUGUGGGACUCUUGA